AGGGAGGCCGGGGGCGGCGAGGUGACGCGCGUGGGGACCUCGCCGCCUCAGCCCACGUGUCCGCGAGAUUUAAAAGUUGGCAGCGCGCAGGGCGGUCAGUCUGGCCGCCGAGCCGGGCGAGCAGCGCGCCAGGAACGCAGAGGCUCGGCUACAGCAUCGCGUGGAGCGCGGGUCGGUGCAGCUCAGGGUCCCGGGCCCCCAGCCGCCAGCAGGAGCCAACAUGCCGCGAGCAGCAAGGCAGGUGGCCGCUGCGUCCCCGCUCCUGCUACUCCUACUGCUCGCCUGUUGCGCGGGCCGCUGCCGAGGUGCUCCAAUAUUACCUCAAGGAUUACAGCCUGAACAAGAACUACGAUUGUGGAAUGAGAUAGGUGAUGCUUGUUCGUCUUUCCUGUCCAUGGGUUCUCAGCCUCAGGCAUCCAAUGCAUUGGAGGAGCUCUGCUUCACAAUUAUGCGGAUUCUACCAAAGCCCCAGGAAACAGAUGAAAAAGAUAAUACCAAAAGGUUCUUAUUUCAUUAUUCAAAGACACGAAAAUUGGGCAAUUCAAAUGUUGUGUCGUCUGUCCUGCAUCCGCUGCUGCAGCUCGUUCCUCAACUGCAUGAGAGAAGAAUGAAGAGAUUCAAAGUGGACGAAGAAUUCCGAGGUCCUAUGGCAAGCCGAAGUCACGGAUACUUCUUAUUCAGGCCACGCAAUGGAAGAAGGUCAGAAGGUUAUAUUUAAAAUGGAUGACAACUAUUUUCUGCAGAAGCAAUGCCAUGGAAUACAAAAUGUACUGACAUUUUUUUCUUCUCAAAAACUAUCCUUGCUAAGUUUACAGAUUUGAGAAUCCCUGUGUUGUAAACAUUCUCCGUAAACGUUGAGAUUGUAAAUGUUUAAUGUGUUGAAAAUUUAAAAAAGCAUCUUAAAAUAUUUUUUCUUAGUGCUGUAAUGAUAAAUAGUGUGUAAUAAAUCUGUAAAUAAUAAUGUUCCUUAGAUCCCUGAAGCUUCUGAUGGAACUCGUAUACAAUGCUCUUUUGUUAUUUUUAUUAAAGGCGCUUAGUAGAGAGUUGAGUUUUAAUGAGGUAUUUUAGUUUAUCUUAUUUGGAUUUCAUCAGUGACAAAAUCACCAGCUCUUAUAAAAUACCAGAAUGCCCAAUAGGUGUAAUCUUAGAAUGUGAGUACUAACUAAAACUAUACUAGUUGGAGGAUUUGGCCAUGAUUCAUCCAAAAGUCCAAUAAGCAAGUUCUGAUUUACAUACUGUAAAAUAGAUGUCUGACUGCUACAAACAAAUCAUGAGACCAGCUUUUUCUACCAAGUAAUAGUAUUCAGUUUAUCUUAAAAUAAGUUGUUUCAUCCUGCAACAUCUGAAAGGCAACCAGCCUUGUCCAUUACCAGAAAGAAAACAACCUUACUCGUAGGGGAUCAUGAACACAGUGGGUGAACUUUUUACAUCAAACCAUGUUUAAUGGACACAGUGAACCUCAGAUGGAUGUUGAAAUUAUCUCCCUUCAGGUUCCCCUGAGUUUUCCCUUGCAACCCUAUCUCUUGGAUAACCACCUUCUCUACCAAGCAGGUUGCUGGCUGAUUAAAGAAGGGCGGCUCUCCGUGUGGGUAGCAUUAGGUUUAUAUUCUUCAGAGUAGAGUAUCUAAUAAGCCUUUGUCUUACUAACAUUGACCACUAACUAUAGCUUAAAUUAUGCCUUUUACUAACAAAAUCCCUGAAUUUCAAUUCUUAUCAACCCAUGUGAAGAACAUAAGAAGGAGCAGAAGAGAACAAAAAGUACACCCUUUUUAAAAAAAUGAAUUAACUCAAAAUGAAGCUCUUGCCAUAUGCAUUGAAUCCAUAGCUCAGCCCCCAAAGCUUCCUCAAGUUUGGAAGUAUAAUUAAUCAGAUUGGCCUCUUCCCGGCUUUUCCAAUGUAAUGUUUUAAUGCUCAGAAAUUUCCAGCAAAGAAAAUGGCCAUGAAUAAGGGAAUGGUUAUAUAAAAGGAUUUACAUCUUUGCCACGGAAUUAUUAUGUAGUCGUUCGUUGAUACAAAUUAACUUGGCGGAGCAGAUUCCACCAUCUUGGUAUUGUACGUGAAAAAAAAGUCAUGUUCCAGAGAGAAUGUGUGUCAUAUGAACGCAUUUUUAUAAAGCAUGCAGUUACUAACAACCAUACAUGAUUUCUGGGCCAGAGAGAAAAAGCAUGAAGGAUCCACAGCAGAUCCUAAUAUUGGCUAA
Vicugna pacos (alpaca) is the source of this 2200-nucleotide messenger RNA. RefSeq names its product neuromedin U (gene NMU). Gene Ontology annotation, cellular component: terminal bouton. Gene Ontology annotation, biological process: neuropeptide signaling pathway; positive regulation of smooth muscle contraction; positive regulation of synaptic transmission. Gene Ontology annotation, molecular function: neuromedin U receptor binding. NCBI's taxonomy places the organism in Eukaryota, Metazoa, Chordata, Mammalia, Artiodactyla, Camelidae. The record is from RefSeq and is a predicted model, not a curated record.